This is a messenger RNA of Gekko japonicus, 1131 nucleotides long. RefSeq names its product integrin beta-3-like. Gene Ontology annotation, molecular function: fibronectin binding; fibrinogen binding; integrin binding. Gene Ontology annotation, cellular component: integrin complex; focal adhesion; cell surface. The transcript has 7 exons. The record is from RefSeq and is a predicted model, not a curated record. Gene Ontology annotation, biological process: cell-matrix adhesion; cell adhesion mediated by integrin; integrin-mediated signaling pathway. The annotation marks the transcript as partial. NCBI's taxonomy places the organism in Eukaryota, Metazoa, Chordata, Lepidosauria, Squamata, Gekkonidae.
AACCUGCCCUCAGGAUACUCUCGCUGUGACCUGAGUGACAACCUUAUUCAAAAUGGCUGUGCAGAUGACAUGGAGUUUCCCACCAGCACCAGCGCCAUCUUGGAAGACAGGCCCCUCAGCAGCAAAGGGUCUGGCGGGAGCAUCACCCAGAUGUCCCCACAGAAGAUUGAGCUCCACCUGCGACCAGAUGACUCACAAAUAUUCUCAGUCCAAGUGCGGCAGGUGGAGGACUACCCUGUGGACAUCUACUACCUGAUGGACCUGUCGAAUUCCAUGAAGGAUGAUCUCCGCAACAUCCAGAAUUUAGGUACCAAGCUAGCGGUGAAGAUGGCCGAAGUGACCAGCAACCUGAGGAUUGGUUUUGGAGCCUUUGUGGACAAGCCCAUGCCACCUUAUAUGUACAUCUCCCCUCCGGAAGCCAUUAAAAACCCAUGUUAUGACUUGAACCCACCAGAUAACCGCUGCCUACCCAUGUUUGGCUAUAAGCACGUUCUGGCACUCACGGACAAGGUGAAGCGUUUCAAUGAGGAGGUGAAGAAGCAGCAGGUUUCGAGGAACCGUGAUGCACCUGAAGGAGGGUUCGAUGCCAUCAUCCAAGCGAUUGUCUGUGACGAGAAGAUUGGCUGGAGACCAGAAGCCUCCCACUUGUUGGUUUUCACUACGGACGCCAAGACACACAUCGCUUUAGACGGGAGACUGGCGGGAAUUGUAACGCCCAAUGACGGGCAAUGCCAUAUCGACAGCAACAACUUCUACGCAGCUUCCACCACACUAGAUUAUCCAUCCCUUGGCCUGAUGACUGAUAAGCUCUCCCAGAAAAACAUUAACUUGAUUUUUGCUGUGACUCAAACCAUUGUGGGGCUGUAUCAGAACUACAGUGAGCUGAUUCCGGGCACAACCGUAGGGACCUUGACACGUGAUUCUAGCAAUGUUUUGCAGCUCAUUUUGGAUUCUUAUGAGAAAAUCCGUUCCAAGAUUGAGCUCGAGGUGCGCAACUUGCCAGAGGAAUUGUCUCUCUCAUUUAAUGCCACCUGCCUUGAUGGUGAAGUUAUUCAAGGAGUUAAAUCUUGCAUGGGUCUUAAGAUUGGAGACACGGUGAGUUACCUGAGAAGCAGCAGUGCUAAAUCUGUA